UGUUGUGUUCUGUGUCGUUACAGUUCCUUCUGCCAGUCAUACGACAUGAAGCAGCACUCCACGAAGGUUUUCAGAGACAUCGUCAACGCUCUAGGAUCCUUCAUCCAGUCCCUCUUCAUCCUCCCUAACCUGGGCAACAACGCUGCUCUUAGCGCACCUGCUGGUUCGGGGGCCCAGGGUUCAUCACAGGGGGGUAUGGGCCCAGGAGGGAUCAACAGCAACCAGACCACGCAGGCUGCGUUUGAAUACCGCGGCACCUGGAUCCCACUCAUGACUGUUAGCGUCCAGGGCAGCGCCAAAGCCACCUAUCUGGAGAUGCUGGACAAGGUGGAGCCCCCGUCGAUCCCCGAGGGCUACGCCAUGUCGGUGGCCUUCAGCGCCCUGCUGGACCUGGUGAGGGGCAUCACCUCCAUGAUCGAGAGGGAGCUGGCCGUGGAGGAGGGGACCGCUGCUGAGUUCAGGGAAACUCAUCCUGGUCAGCAGUGGCAGCCACAACCCGGAGCCCAUCAGGUGUGGGAGGAGAUGGUCAGCGCCUGCUGGUGCGGUCUCCUCGCUGCUCUGUCUCUGCUGCUAGACGCCAGCACUGAUGAGACGGCCACAGAGAACAUCCUGAAGGCAGAGCUGACGGUGGCCUCGCUGUGUGGGCGCCUGGGCCUGGUGACGCCCCGCGACGCCUUCAUCACCGCCAUCUGCAAGGCCUCUCUGCCGCCACACUACACCCUGACUGUCCUGAACAGCAACACCGCCAGCCUCACCGGCAAAUCGUACUCCAUCCUGGGCCAGACUGUGCAGAUCAUCAGUCCCUCCAGUGAAUCUCAUCAGCAGGUGGUGGCUGUCGGGCAGCCCCUCGCCUCCCAGCCCCAGGGCACUGUGGUGCUCACUUCAAAGAACCUGCAGUGCAUGCGGACCCUGCUGAACCUGGCCCACUGCCACGGGGCCGUGCUGGGCACCUCCUGGCAGCUGGUGCUGGCUACACUGCAGCACUUAGUGUGGAUCCUGGGUCUGAAGCCGGGGCCGGGCGGGGUCCUGAAGCCUGGCCGAGCUGUGGAGGGACCCAGCACAGUGCUAACCACAGCCGUGAUGACAGACCUGCCCUUCAUCGCCAACAUCCUGUCCAGACUGUUUGAGAGCUCUCAGUACCUGGAUGAUGUGUCCCUUCAUCACCUUAUCAACGCUCUGUGUUCCCUCUCACUGGAGGCGAUGGAAAUGGCUUCUGGAAACAACAAGGAGCCCUCUCUGUUUGCUGUGGCCAAGCUGCUGGAGACCGGCCUGGUCAACAUGGAUCGUAUAGAGAUCCUGUGGAGACCCCUCACCGGCCACCUGUUGGAGAAGGUCUGCCAGCACACAAACUCCAGGAUGAGAGAGUGGGGGGCCGAGGCGUUGACGGCGCUCAUCAAGGCUGGCCUGGCCUACAAACACGACCCUCCCCUCGCCCAAAAUCAGAACUUCUCUAUCCUCUGA
Notothenia coriiceps (black rockcod) is the source of this 1461-nucleotide messenger RNA. Its product is annotated as protein MON2 homolog. NCBI's taxonomy places the organism in Eukaryota, Metazoa, Chordata, Actinopteri, Perciformes, Nototheniidae. The coding region runs from base 46 to 1461 and encodes 471 amino acids. The record is from RefSeq and is a predicted model, not a curated record. The transcript has 14 exons.